Molecule: messenger RNA, 2870 nt
Organism: Ostrinia furnacalis (Asian corn borer)
Lineage: Eukaryota; Metazoa; Arthropoda; Insecta; Lepidoptera; Crambidae
Product: orexin receptor type 1-like
Exons: 7
Coding region: 71-1453 (460 amino acids)
Biological process (GO): G protein-coupled receptor signaling pathway
Cellular component (GO): plasma membrane
Molecular function (GO): neuropeptide Y receptor activity
Source: RefSeq, a predicted model, not a curated record
UUUCAGAUGUACAAUGCGGUAGAAAAACAAGUCGCCAGCCCAACGGAAAAGCAUUUAUAAAAACAGAAAAAUGUUUACGAACGUAAUUGUAGUCAUUGGUCUAUUUUUAAUCGUAACCCACGGUACUGUUGAUGCUAACUCUAAUGAAGAAUCCAAUGAAACGAGAAUGAAAACAAACAAUGAAUUAGACCCCAAUUAUGUUAAUGAAGCUAAUGAUAUAGACGAUAACGAAUUAAAAGUAGAAGAUAUAAGUAAAUUAGAACAGAGUGAGCUAAAACAGUUGAAUGUUGAAGUUAAUAAAACAGAAGAAUGUGUGGGUUCUGAAGAGUACUGUAAUAUGACCAAAGAAGAAUACAUGACCAUGUUAAAUGAUUACAUCUACCCGCAAACUUACGAAUGGGUUUUGAUUGGGACGCACACAGUGGUAUUUAUAAUUGGACUUGUGGGCAAUGCGUUAGUGUGCAUAGCUGUUUAUAGAAACCACACCAUGAGGACUGUCACAAAUUACUUCAUAGUGAAUUUGGCGGUAGCAGACUUCAUGGUGAUCCUAUUCUGCCUUCCACCUACAGUCCUAUGGGACGUGACAGAGACAUGGUUUUUGGGGAACGUGUUGUGCAAAUUGCUGCUCUAUUUCCAGUCGGUGUCGGUGACGGUGUCGGUGCUGACACUCACGUUCAUCAGCGUGGACCGCUGGUACGCCAUCUGCUUCCCGCUCAAGUUCAAGUCCACCACCGGCCGCGCCAAGACCGCCAUACUCAUCAUCUGGACCAUCGCGCUGACCUUCAAUUCUCCAGACCUGGUGGUGCUGGAGACAGUGAAGUCAGUGCCUCUUCGGUUUGACAUGGAGUACCUCGUGCAGUGCAUGGCCAAUUGGUCGCCCCAGAACGAGCUGAUUUGGCACGUGCUGAAGGUGCUGUUUAUUUACACAAUCCCAUUAACUCUGAUGACAGUGGCGUACUACCAGAUCGUCAUGGUUCUCUGGAAGAACAAGAAGAUACCUGGUCAAGCUGAAACGAUCAAGCUGGCACCUGCAGAGCAGACUCAGCUCAGAUCUCGAAGGAAAGCCGCCAAGAUGCUGGUGGCUGUGGUGGUAAUGUUCGCAGUCUGCUACUUCCCAAUCCACCUGCUUUGUAUACUCCGUUACACAGUAGACAUGGAGCAAAGCGAUGCGGUCACUUUCUUGGCGCUUGUAUCACAUGUGCUUUGCUACGCCAACUCUGCGAUUAAUCCGCUCAUAUACAACUUCAUGAGUGGAAAAUUCCGCCGGGAGUUCAGACGAUCCUUCUGCUGCUCCGUGCCAGUUCCAGACAAGUUCACGACCUUGACCAGGGUCACUACCUCCAAGGCCAGGCGGCCUUACAUGAUGGACUUCCAGGGUCACAGGACGCCUGAGAACUAUGUCUGCAGCACCACGUUUAUUGAGAAUGGGUAUAGGAAGGGGUACUUGAGAUAAGUGUGAAGUGAAGUGACAGCUUUGAAGUAAAGUGACAGUAAAAAUUUAAGAGUAGGUAAAACUCAUGACAUUGGAUGCCAUGCCAUGGAGGUGACCGGUAAAUUGUAAGUGUGAAGUGAAGUGACAGAAUUGGAAGUGAAAUGACAGUUAAUAAUAGACUUAAAAAUUGAUGGAAAUGAUUCUUCCAUGGCUAGUGAUCUCGUCAUCUUUCGGUGGUCAUCAAAUGAUGGUGAUUGUAGACUUUCAUUUACAGCUACAGAACAUAUUUGUAAAGUUAUCCUUUUUAAAUUAUUUACAUAACGUGAUUUAAUUAAAUCUAUCUGAAUUCAUACAUUGUACCCGAAGACUUUUAUGUACUCGUAUGCUUAGCGUAGGCGCAGACUAUAGACUUUUAGUCAGCCGAUAGUUGGGCCCGAUUCUAAUAAUAUGAAAAAUCGGCCGAUUCAAUGUGCGCACUUUCAUAAAUCUCCAUACUGAUUAACAGCCCGACUAAUCUGAAAUUAAAAUUCAAAUAGUUUAUUAAAAAAAUAAUUUCAUUAAAUUUAAAACACUAGUGGCACUUAUGAACGUCAAAAUACAGUAAAAAAGGUAGCCAUUAUGGGGUACUACAUGUCCCCUUAUCUUUUGGGCCAUAAUCAGUACAUAGGCCCAGGGCACUUAUACACGUCCCAAAUAUUAGCUUGCCCUACUUCCACUUCGGGACAAACAAUCGGCUAACUGAAAGUGGUCUGCACCUACUCUUAUGAAUAGUUAAAUCUAUAAUUACAACAUGGGUGUGUUUGCCUAAAAUCAACCCACGUAAACAUAAAUUACAUGAUACACAAAAUGACAUCGUUUUAACAGUGACACAACACUUGGGGCAUAUCAAAAUCUUCCUCUAUCCGCUUCGCUCCUAAUCGACUAAGGCUGAUUGCACCAUCCAACUUUAACCGUAACUAUAACGAUAACCGGUGCUUUUUGUAUGGGGUUCAUUCAACAGAUUUUUGAUGUUUGUUAAGUUAAAGUAAGAUGGUGCAACGCAGUCUGAAUGAGUUAAACUGAAUUUACGUCACUUAGCAGUUAUCGAACAGCUUAUCAAUAUAAAGUAGUAAGUAUUGCUAUAUCAAAGUCUUUGGAUGUCUUUUGAUAGAUUACUUAUAUUAGUGGUAUAAAUAAUUGAUCUACCUUUUUUCUAAAUGUACCGAUGAAUAUCUAUUGGUUUAAUUGUUAAUGACCAUGGAAUACCUAACAACUUAGUCAACUGAGCUUUAAAUUGACCAAUUGGUUUAAUUUUGUAUAAUAAAUUUGGGUAGGUACACCAUAUUUUGAAAUGACCUUUAAAACUCGAUUUAAACUGAAAUAAUAAAUCAUAGUUAAAUAAACGAAACCAUACAAUUGAAUCAUCAAUGAAGUUUAUAAUGCUAGUUUGAAUUGAGUU